Molecule: messenger RNA, 1347 nt
Organism: Suillus paluster
Lineage: Eukaryota; Fungi; Basidiomycota; Agaricomycetes; Boletales; Suillaceae
Product: P-loop containing nucleoside triphosphate hydrolase protein
Exons: 4
Coding region: 93-947 (284 amino acids)
Biological process (GO): tRNA methylation; tRNA wobble uridine modification
Cellular component (GO): mitochondrion; cytoplasm
Molecular function (GO): GTP binding
Source: RefSeq, a predicted model, not a curated record
GAGAGCGUUGCUUAGUUCAGCAACUUGAGCCAAGUACAAACGUUGGUAUUGCCAAAUCGAAAACAAGAGGGCCGUCCAUAUAUUGAUGCACCAUGUUUAACGUACUUGUCGUUGGCCAAACUGGAUGUGGAAAAAGCUCGCUCGUGAACAUGAUCGCUGGACAAAGCCUGGCACCUACGUCUCCAGGAGACGACCUCCAACACUGCACUAAACACUGGGCUGAGUAUCCAAUUUCAGUCGAUGGUCAUCCUUUCCAGGUCUUCGAUACCAUCGGUUUUCUCGAACCUGAGCUGGAUUUAGGCGUGUACGCGGAGGCCAUCGCUGAUACAUAUGGCGCGAUCCAUGCCUUGAGCACAAGAGGUGGCAUUGAUCUAGUCCUUUAUUGCGUACGCGACGACGAGAUCCAGAAGAUGAAGGGCAACUACAGGUUGCUCCAUGAGGUGUUUUGUGACGAAGAAGUUCCAGUUGCUCUUGUCGUUACAAACCGUGGCGGCCAGAUAAGCAACAAUACAGAAGGCUACAAGUCAAUUUUUGAUACACACAAGAUCGCUUGCGUCGACUACAUCUGCGCCAACAUAGCUAUCACUCCUGGGCCUGAUAGUCCAGCUGUGGACGCCAAAUCACAGGAGGCGAUCAGGAAACUGCUAGUGAAAUGUUGCGACGCAGCACCGAAUUCUAGAUCCACAGUGCAACAGCUGUGGCGGCGAGCCAAAAAAAUCGUCGGGACAAACCAAUCUCUCAAACGAAAUCAACUACCUACGGUCCUCACACGGCGUUGCAAGAUGAAGCAGGAGGUGGCGGAGCAAUUGGUUGCAGCCCUAAACCUCGAGUCGCCGUCAAGUCGGCUUUAUCGAGCACCCUAUGCACGCGGUAAAUCUGUAACUCGCUUGCCGUUGUCGAAGCACAGCACUCGAGAAGAACAAGUACCAGAUGCCAGGUUGAGGUAAGCAUCAGUCGUCUGACGACCCUGUUGAACCCAAGCUUGAGCGUCUUUUGUUCAGCUCUAGAUCUCAAUUACAUUCUGUUGUGGAUAACACCUCUCUGCCUUCUCACCCAGACAACUGAUGCCGUUGCCGACCGUCGAUCAGCCCUAGUGGUAUCAAGAACAUAUAUAUAUAUAUGUACUAAAAGGAUGUUGAUCGUUAAUGACACUUCAGCCACACCAUAUGCUUCCCUCUUACAUGCUAGUAGAACAGUGCAAUAACACGCAACUCCGGUAUCAAUGGUUUGGCUUCGUCGGCGUGGCACCCUGACUGGAUUACGAGUGUGUUGGUGACAGAGGGUAUUACUGAGAUCGUAGACAUCAUUGCUCUCCGAUCCAACUUAAACGUUUAAGCCCUCAACGCG